Molecule: messenger RNA, 601 nt
Organism: Thlaspi arvense
Lineage: Eukaryota; Viridiplantae; Streptophyta; Magnoliopsida; Brassicales; Brassicaceae
Source: the annotation of a GenBank genome assembly
UCGGCACUUGUCGAUUUAUUGGUGGGUUUCGAGUAUGGCUGGUGAUUCCGAUUCAAGGGAGAUCGAUUCAACACCGCGAAAGACAGAGACAUGGGUAGAUCCCCCACUGGGUUUCUUCUUCGCCGGCGAGAGACUGCUCCCGAUUGGCAGAUUAAAGGAUCCCGAAUAUGAAAGACAGUGCGAUAUCUUCUACGAUCAAUUUGAGAAAAGCGAGGGUUUUGAUGUGGACUGGGACAGUUUGGGCUACCAGUUCGCUGCCACCAAUUUUGAGUGGGAACCACAUUGUGAUCCGCAUCAGAGCAAGGAGGAGCUGCUCAGGCUGCUCACACAGACAGCCAUUGACGAAUUCAACGAAGAACAUAUCAGAGAGCUUUCUUGCUCUUCUUCUCUAUUACUCUCUCUUCUCUCUUCUCAACUCUCCUUAAUAUAUAUGAUUCCAGGGAACCGAGCCAAUACAAGGCCAUGUGCGGGGAUGAUGUAUUUUAUAACAUUUCGGGCAAAAGAUGUUUCGUCGCAAGAUCCUAAACUUUACCAAGCACAGGUGCAAAAAUUCUGUGAUGAGAUUUCGGUCCUUCUGAUGAGGCUAAGGCCGACGCAAGAC